Molecule: messenger RNA, 450 nt
Organism: Paramecium primaurelia
Lineage: Eukaryota; Ciliophora; Oligohymenophorea; Peniculida; Parameciidae
Source: the annotation of a GenBank genome assembly
AAAUUAUUUAGUGAUAGGACAUUAUAUAAAAAUUUUGAUUUUUUAGCUAUCUAAAAACUUGCAAGACAAACAGAAAAAAUUAGUUACAUAAAUACUGAAUGUACAUCGAAAAAUGGUUCAUCAGAUUUUUGCAAAAUGUUUGUUUGAUUCACAGGAAAAGAUAGGCUGACCAAAAGCAACUGCUACUACUUCAACUUCAGCAUGUACAAAUAAAACAUGUUAUGACAAUAUUAUAGCAAAACAGAUUCUGAAUGUGAUAAUUAUUAUUCCAAAUACAGAACUAUGCAAAUCUUACAGAGGAAUUAAAUACAUGUGAAUUAUUGAAAAAAUAAAUUAGACUAGAUACUUAUAAGAAUCCCACUGCAUUGCAUUCAAGGGAUAUUAAGCAGCUUUUGCUGAAUUCAAGUGAUCUUCUAAAAGAUAUAAAGUUGGAAUACAGCAACUGCAUUG